GAAAGCAUUACAUACUCCACAACACUAAGUGGCAGUGUGGCUUUGUGUGUGUGCAUGCUGAAAAACUUUGAGGCUUUGUCAGCGGCAGACUUCUGGCUGCACGGACUGUCUCUAACAUGCACAAUGCCUUCUCCGAUCCCUGUGACCCGCCUACUGCCCAAAGACAUCUACCCCUAUCUGGACAUUUGGACCUGCAGCAGCCCGCUCACCAAAUACUCCCACGGCUCCACCUUACAAGUCCCAGUUCAGCGGCUCCACGGCAGAGUCGCCAGCCGGCUCUGGUCCUCUGUGAUCCAUUGGAAGGAGCUGCGAUCCGUGCAGCCUGUGGGCUCCGGCGGAUUCGGCUCUGUCUACAAGGCAGAGUAUCUCGGGGAGAUCGUUGCGCUGAAGAAAGUCAAGAAGUGCACCAAGAACAAGCUGGCGUCCCGGCAGAGCUUCUGGGCCGAGCUGAACGCAGCACACCUGCGCCACAGAAACAUCGUGCGAGUCAUUGCAGCUACCACCUGUGUACCGGCGGAUUUUGGAGAUGAAGGUAGCAUCGGAACGAUACUGAUGGAAUUUGUUGGGAGUAGAAAUCUGCAACAGAUCAUCUACGGAUGUACAGAGCUUCUGGGGGAGGACAGGUGGCUCAGGUACUCCACAGACAUUGUGCAAGGUUUGCAGUUCCUUCACUCCCACAGCGUUGUGCAUCUGGACAUAAAACCAGCCAACGUGUUGGUGUCCUGUGACGACGUCUGCAAAAUUGUCGAUUUCGGCUGUUCUUUGAAACUAGACUGUGGGUGUGAAGCGAGCGCUAUCAGCCCCCAUCUGAGCCACAUAGGCGGUACUUACACGCACAGAGCCCCUGAGCUGCUGAAGGGCGAGGGGGUGUCUCCUAAAGUGGAUAUCUUCUCUUUCGGGAUUACGUUUUGGCAGUUGAUCACCCGAGAUCAGCCCUACACCGGCGAAAGGCAGCACGUGCUCUACGCGGUUGUGGCGCACAAUCUGCGGCCGUCUGUUCAGGAUCAUCCGGUGUUCCUGUCGAAGCAAGGACGUCUUUGUAGGACUCUGCUAAGCCUGUGCUGGAGUGGAGAGGCCCGCUGCAGACCCAGUGCCCAGGAACUGCUGCCUCACCUGGAGCAGCUGCGCUCCCAGAUAUGAGUUUAUAUUAUAUGUGGUGCACGUGUACUGGCAGCUGUUGGUUUUAUAAAAUGGACAAGUUUUAGGAACGUUUUAGUAGGUGCUGUCCUUCAGGACGAAUCGGUCGAGUACCCAUUGUCAAAAAAAUUGUCACCUUUGUGCCAAAUCCCUUUUAAAAAGUAUACAAUUUAACUGCCUUCUUGUUUAUAAUAAAAUAGUGCCUCGCGAAAUUUAAAUUGCUGGAUUAUCAUAAAGGAUAUAGGUUACCUUUCAAUUCGGCACAUGUAAAGCAUUUACGAAGUACUAUUGUAAUAAAAACAGUUGAUUUUUUUCAUGGCUUAUUCUGCCUGGAUUAAUGCAUUUUUGGUUGCAAAUAGUUUCAAGUGAAAUGUAUUGUGUGUUGUACAGAGUGUUAGUAAUUAUGUGCCUAAUUGAAGUGGUUCCUAAUGAUUAAGCAAUGACACUGUACAGUUGUAUUCUUAGUGGUGUAAGGCUUAAUUGUGCCGCUGAGGAAGGCAUCUCUAAAAUGCCCUAUAAUUGAGUGAAAUAUUGUUAUAAGUCCUCUGAAACGAAGUCACUACACUGCUACACGUAAAAAUCCUCAUUAUUCUCGAAUUUAGUUUUAAAGUAGCUAUUACUUGCGCAAAAACAAGGGAGACAGUCUACCAACAGGCUGAUACACUUUUUUUCUAAAUGCAGAUUGAAUUGUUUGAGUAAUUUGCUUUUAGGGUCUUGAGAAAAGGCGGAUAACUCCAGUAGUAUCAAGAAAACAAAUUAGUUUGGGUAGAUGUGCUAUUCACCCCUUUGGCGGAAGUUCUUGACUCCUUGAAAGAAAAAAAGACAUGGUAAAACUACAUUUUAGAUUCACUACUGGUUAAACUGUACAGUUUGCCAGCAUAAUAUAAUACUGAUCCCUCUGAAUUAAUCAAAAAAAGUCCUGCACUGUUAACUCAUCGUAAUUUCACUAGUCAACUCAAAACAGCCCUACUAAGCUUACUGUGAAAGUUCUGACUUUGUUUUGGCCAUUUUUAUUCUUCUUAUGGAAUCCAAAGUAUGUUGUGAAUUGGGUGUUAUUUUCCAUGAUGAUUGUAAUAUGAGAUUUAAGUGUGAUGGGUUUUCAUUAAAAUUAUUUUUAUACUAUA
Molecule: messenger RNA, 2261 nt
Organism: Xiphias gladius (swordfish)
Lineage: Eukaryota; Metazoa; Chordata; Actinopteri; Istiophoriformes; Xiphiidae
Gene: mos
Product: v-mos Moloney murine sarcoma viral oncogene homolog
Exons: 1
Coding region: 55-1140 (361 amino acids)
Biological process (GO): positive regulation of MAPK cascade; signal transduction; negative regulation of metaphase/anaphase transition of meiotic cell cycle
Cellular component (GO): cytoplasm
Molecular function (GO): protein kinase activity; ATP binding
Source: RefSeq, a predicted model, not a curated record